Molecule: messenger RNA, 561 nt
Organism: Syzygium oleosum
Lineage: Eukaryota; Viridiplantae; Streptophyta; Magnoliopsida; Myrtales; Myrtaceae
Product: CASP-like protein 4D1
Exons: 3
Coding region: 1-561 (186 amino acids)
Source: RefSeq, a predicted model, not a curated record
AUGGCCAACCAAGAAGUCGCGACUUCGAUGCUCUUGUUCAGGAUCUUCGGCUUGCUUGCCUUGGCCGGUUCUGCAGCUGUGAUGGUCACCAACCACUUAACAUACAGCAAUGGCAUCAAGACGACCUUCAAGGAUGUCAUCACUUACAGGUAUGUGCUAUCAACAGCGCUGAUCGGAGCAGCUUAUUUAUUAGUGCAGCUUCCGUUUGCAAUAUACCAUGCCUGCACCGAGAAGAGGAUAUUUCGCAAUGGGUGCUUGCCCGAAUUCGAUUUCUAUGGCGACAAGCUCAUAAGCUUGAUCUUGGCCACGGGAGUCGGCGCAGGGUUCGCCAUCAGCUUCGAGUUAAAGAAAUUCAUCCGCGACUUCUUCGACGUCCUCCUCACGUUCGAUAUCCCGCUUGACGACGACGACAAGUCGAAGGCGAUCAAAUUCCUCAACCGGGGAAUCAUCUCCACCGGAUUGUUGGCCCUAGGGUUGGUCUGCAUGGUCAUCGUCUCUGUACUCUCGUCCAUCAAUCGCAACUCAUCCAGAGGUGGCUUCUUCAGACGAUCUAAUAACUAA